AUGGCUUCAUUAAUGGAUAUUGUAAUUCCGAGGCUGGACUUUCUCUGGUCCACGAAAUUUUGGGCCAUUUUCCACAUAAUUAUCUGGUAUGGUUGCUUUUCCCGGGCGCAGCGUGCCUCUCUCGUCGGCACCCCACAGCCUUCUUUCCGUUUGUCGGUAUCGAGACGGCUAACGGCUUAUCAUAGGCUUCAUCGCUACGUGGCUGAAACUCUGCAAAUGUCUAAUGUUGGUUCUUCGGUCGAAAUCGAUGUACUGCACGUGGACAAGGCGAACAAACGUCUGCAGGUGUGUAAGGCGCUCGAAGACGAUCACGUCAAGACUUCCAUUACAGUCAUGGCCGACGACGACGUGGAGUGGCCGUCCACCUUGAUGCCAUGGCUCCUCGCGCCAUUUGACAACGACGACAAGAUGGGUGGCGUGGGCACCUGUCAGAGGGUGAAACGCGUGGUCGACGGCGAUUUCAUGACACGCAUCUUCAACUGGCUCGGAGCUGCCUACAUCGAGCGACGGAACUUCGAGAUCUCGGCCACGCAUAAUAUCGACGGCGGAACGUCCUGCAUGUCUGGGCGCACCGGAGCCUACAGAACGGAGAUUCUCAAGAGCUACAGUUUCUUGGGCAGCUUCAAAAAUGAGAAGUGGGGAAGGUAUAUCCUCAAUGCCGAUGACGACAACUUUGUCACUCGCUGGCUGGUUGCUCACCAGUGGAAAACCUGGAUUCAGUACCACCCCGACUGCGAGAUCGAAACGACGCUCGAGAACAGCCCCAAGUUCCUCUACCAGUGCUCUCGCUGGGCCAGAAGUAACUGGAGGAGUAACUGGACCAGCUUGGUGCACGAGAAAUACGUGCUUACUCAGCAGCCGUGGUGCACCUACGCCCUGCACAUUGCGACCUUUACUUCGCUGGCAUUCCUGGUCGAUCCUCUCUUACUUUUCUCGUGCUGGUGGGGCACCGAGAGCUGGGAGCUCAGGAAUCGCUACAUCCUGCUUGGAGCGGAAAUUGCGUUCAUGUUUGGUUUUACCAAAGUGGUAAAAUUGGUCGGCUUGUUCCGCAAGAACCCGAGUGAUAUUAUGUUCCUGCCGGUCUCCAUCGUGUUCGGCUAUUUUCACGGCUUGAUCAAGCUGUGGGCGCUCUGCACUCUCAAACAGACAUCUUGGGGAAGCCGCGAGGACGGUGACGAGCAUAACACCUUCCGUCUGCAGGAGAAGCCUCCUCGCAGCCAGAGCAUGUCAACGCCAUAUGGACCCGACUUGCCAAAAGCGAUGUGGCACUCUCGAUUUUCACAAAACCGCCGCGUCGCCAUUUCGUCUCAAAAGGGCGAUCUUAUUGGGUGCACUGUUACGGCGGAAGUUCCCUUCCCAAAAGCCGCAAAAGCUCCAAUGCGCUAA
Molecule: messenger RNA, 1386 nt
Organism: Chaetomium globosum CBS 148.51
Lineage: Eukaryota; Fungi; Ascomycota; Sordariomycetes; Sordariales; Chaetomiaceae
Exons: 4
Coding region: 1-1386 (461 amino acids)
Source: RefSeq, a predicted model, not a curated record